Molecule: messenger RNA, 4071 nt
Organism: Ctenocephalides felis (cat flea)
Lineage: Eukaryota; Metazoa; Arthropoda; Insecta; Siphonaptera; Pulicidae
Exons: 23
Coding region: 1-4071 (1356 amino acids)
Biological process (GO): regulation of transcription by RNA polymerase II; negative regulation of DNA-templated transcription
Cellular component (GO): transcription regulator complex; histone deacetylase complex
Molecular function (GO): transcription corepressor activity
Source: RefSeq, a predicted model, not a curated record
AUGCGGUAUACAGAUCAUGUUAAUGUAACAGCCGGCGGCACACGGCUUCCUCUGGCCGGAUUUCCCGCGCCAAGGGCGGCUGUCCUAAUGUGUUCAGCGGCCAUGGGCGCAGAGGGUUCCGUAACAUUGCAACUGAGGGAGGCCGAAGGUCCAGCGGACGCCGCAGCCCUUGGUUUCGGAGGUGUCUUGGCCCGCUUGCAAGACGACUCGGAUGCUGACCUACUGGCGGACAUGCUGGGCACAUUGCACGCAGCCGGUGUUGUUGAUGCAGAAGGUGGCGGCACUGCUUCCUUUGGCAUCUUAGAGGCAUGUCCUGAUCAGGAAUUGGCCAUCCUCGGCAGUCCUGCUGAACCUGAACAAGCAAGUAGCACGGCGGAACCGGUAGCAACCACAACAACUACGACGGAGACGGCUCGAAUUCAGGCGGCGAAGAGGCCGAGGCCGAAGGCUGCCUCGCCGACGAGGCAAGGACCGCAACAGUGCCAGAUGUGCAGCAAAGUUUUUGGAAACGCUUCUGCUCUGGCAAAGCACAAACUGACACAUAGUGAUGAGCGCAAAUACGUUUGUACUAUGUGCGCUAAAGCAUUCAAAAGACAAGACCAUCUAAAUGGUCAUAUGUUAACGCACCGGAACAAGAAACCCUAUGAAUGUAAGGCUGAAGGCUGCGGCAAAUCCUACUGCGAUGCACGAUCCUUACGGCGUCAUCGAGAGAACCAUCAUGGUUCCUCAACGGCAACAGAUGGUUCAAGUGGAAAUCAGAGUGCGGUUAGCGGCAGCAACACCGCCAGCAGCAAUAAUAACAAUAGUGCUUCCAAUGCCGAGACCGCGGCGGGAUCGCCUUCCGCCGCGAGCUCGUUAUCCCCAUCCACAGCAUCAGGUGAUGCAUCAUCACCUCAUGGUUCUUCCUGCAUCCAGUACGUGGCUUCUCCAACUCAGUCUGGUCAUCGGACAGCAACAGUAAGCCACCGCAGCAGCACAAAUCAUACACAUUCACGUAGUAAUUCCACAAGCUCGACAGCAAUUAGUGCUGGCGCAGGCAAUGAAGGUUUGACAACGCAGCAAUUAGAACUUAUAAGCCAAAUUAUGCAGCAGACAAAGCAGCAGUCUUUACAGCAGCAAAAUAUUAAUAGAAACAACAAACCUCCAAGAACGUGGAAUAUGCAGACACAAUUGCAGCAAUCACAGAAAAAAACAAAUAAUGUGACAUCAACAACCGCCGUCACAAGUACCAACAUAGCAACAGUGAAAAUAUCCAACGGCAGCAAUGGCAACAGCGUUCAUAGCAGUGUUUCUGAUGCUAAAUCAGGAACUGUUGAUCAGUUAGAACCGAAACCGGUUGAAUGCAAUUUAUGUCAUCGGAAGUUUAAAAAUAUACCAGCUCUUAACGGACAUAUGAGGUUGCAUGGAGGUUAUUUUAAAAAGGAUUCUGAUAAUAAAAAACCUGAUAAAAAAGAAUCAGCGUUGCCUCCAUUACAAACUGCAAGUCAAAGUGUUCGUGCUCUGAUAGAAGAAAAAAUUAUAAGCAGACAACAACGCAGUACUGUCACAACACCCACUUCUACAACACCUCAGGUGCAGCAGGUUGCCCGUCAGCAGGUUCAACAGAUAAUAAAUCGCAGCAGUGAUUUUGCUGUACCUGCGACUCCUCCAAGAAGAAGUUCAGAAGGAGAAGCGCAAUACACUGAACCUACCACUACGACAACAAACAAUGGAAAGGACGCCACACUCAUAGAACUCCUCAAACGUGGAACCAAGCUCCAAGUAAAAAGAUCUCUGUCAGAUUCUGGUGCAUCAGCUUCCGUCCAACUUAAUCUGCAGCAGACAAAUACAACAACUGCCAGUGUUACAGCAGGAGAAGUAUUUACGUUAGCUUAUCAAAAUCCAACCACUGGAAGUACUAAUACUUUUUACACCGCUGGUGAUGAGGUAUAUGUCCAAGAUACUGCGAUGCUACUUCAGGCGGUGAAUUCCAUUCAGUUAUUGCAGCAGGAAACAGAUUCCGAAGAGCAAGAGACCUUACAAGAUAUAGCGAGUUUAGAAGAUUAUGCUGCAGUUUCUGCUGAUCUUGAUGUCCAAAGCCCUGAAGGUUUUUCAGCCAGCUCCGGUUGUGGGACCACAGGGUCUUUGUUUGCGCCUGUGACAAGAGAACUAAGGGCUGUACUGGAUUCACCACUUCCAGAAGGGCUCGCAGAAUUAGGAGCUUAUCAAGAUCCUCCACAUUCGCCGAAAGAUCUUGCGGCUUACCAAAAAGAAUACCUAAUGUACACUGGUUCACCACCAUCGCCCUUGCGUUAUCCUUGUGAUUCGCCUGGUUUAGGCUAUCCCACGCCUCCAGCAUCCCACGAGACUCAGGCUUCACAACAUUCGCUUGAUUUGCAACAGCAACAGCAACAUACAUUAGAUCUUCAACAAGAACUUCAACAGCACAGUGCACUCGAUCAGCAACAGCAGCAAAACACGUUAGACCAACAUUCGUUGGAAUUAGAACAACAUACACUUAGUUCUUUAGAACGAAAUAUAGAACAACAACAAAGAUGUUUCUCUUUGGAAGAAGCCAGACAAAGCAGCAGUCCCCUAUCUGCUGCAUUCUUUACCGCAACGAUGUCCAGCGCCGAAGAAGUUGAAGAAGCUCUGGAAACUGUUUUACCUGGAGAAAUGGAUGUCUAUGACCCACAAAGCCCGUUACAAAUGUCAUAUUUGCAAACUGCUCAACAAAUGAUGAUGCCCAAUUCAGAUGAUCCACUAUUGUCAAGCAGCCCUAAAGAUUUUGCUGGAAGGAAAAAGUUUGAAUUCAUUAAUCGAAAUCUAAGACGCGGAUAUUCCUACGUGGAAAGUGGGUCAAAAACUGAUGAUUCAAAUAGCUACAUGUGUGAAUCUGUAACCCGUUCCCGAAAACGACCACGUUCUUUAGAAAUGUGGUCUGGGGACGCAGAUACUGAAACAGGAGAGAUAGCGCCUUGCUACCGAAAAUUAUAUUGUUCUAGACUCAAAGCUGGUCUUAGCGGACCUCUACAGUUUACGCCUGCACCUAUGCUUGAUCCAGACAGGUCUGGCACCGGUCUGUUUAGGCAACUUGGAAUAAACAUUCAACAAAAUAGUGCUGAAUUAGGAGAGAGUUCUGAACCAAUGAUUAAUAUAGGUACAGCAUACCAAGCAUCAAUACCUGAAUGUUCCUCUCUUAGAGAAAUGGAUGAUCCAAUUAGGGAGCAUUUGCUAUGGGAUCCUGGCAUAACCAACGAUUCUGAUGAACAAGUUGACCGUUACAUACGUUUUUGCUCCGCUCCUUCAUCAACUUGGAGCAGCGGCUCUUUAGGUGAGGAAGAAGCUUUACUUGAAUUGAUGAGACGCGGCGGCAGUACAACGGUAGCUAAAGCGGCACUCAUACGAAGUGGAGCAGGAAGGUCUAUUGCUGCGGCAAGCGAACCUACAACCUGGACGAGGGACGAAGUUGAUGCUUUCCAAGCAGGAGUGAUGCGGUGGCGGAAAGACUUUGGAGCAAUUUCCAGAGAGAUUGGAAAUAAAACUGUCAGUCAAUGCGUUGCAUUUUACUACAUAUGGAAGAAAGUAGCUGGUGACUACAAAUCCUUCUUUCCCACUCAGCGGGUUCCUGUGCAAGAAGAUACCAUGGUUACAGCCCAUUCAACGGUCACUGCCAGCGGAGUACCAGCUGUAGUUGACUCCAGACCUCACCAUUGCGAAAUGCCUGAUUGCUCUGCAAGCUUCAGUUCCCGAGCAGCCCUUCAUGGCCACACCAGAAUCCACUGUAGUGGCGCAGGAGGUAAUUCGGCAGUGUCUCAGCAAACAGCAAGCAAUAAUGUUAGUCAUACUGCAAAUGUGUGUACUACAACAUUGACAGGAACUUCAUUGCUGCAGCAGCAAUUAACCGCCCACGAUCAGACCGCGGAUGAGUACCCUUGCAGGAUCUGUGGAAAAGUUUUCAUAAAAGUAAAAAGCCGCAGUGCACACAUGAAAUCACACCGGCCGGUGGAGGCGUCAGAUACGAAUCGCUCAGGUAACAAGAAUUCGACCCUGGUGCCCAGGUCGCCAGCGCCGGUUCUACCUAUGUCCUAA